CGCACCCCAAGCCAACCAAGUAUUCGCCACAAUCUUAUGAUGCUCCCUCAAUCCCUGCUUGUUAGUCUGUGGCUCGUAUCAGUUCCGUGUAGCGGAGCUGUCAAUCGAUUGGUUGAAGAGGAGCAAAGUGACCGCCCCCUCCGAGCACUCUCAUUCCCUCGAAUGACUAGGCCUCAGAAGAAAGUCUGGGAGCAUUCUGAAAGACGUACAUCUUCGUGCUCCAAUUUAGAGAUUGAUGGUACUCCUAUGGGUGAAAGAAGCUCGGAGGAAGUAUCCGCGCUCGAUCAAUUGGCUAAAGAUUUGCCCCCGGUGCUGGCUUUGUCUCCUUAUGAGCGCGUAAGGAUCAUGAAUAACUGGAGGAUGAAUCAAGGUACAUCUGGAUUUUGUGUGUCGUAUUGA
Messenger RNA from Puccinia graminis f. sp. tritici CRL 75-36-700-3, 399 nucleotides. RefSeq lists its product as uncharacterized. The coding region runs from base 37 to 399 and encodes 120 amino acids. Lineage: Eukaryota; Fungi; Basidiomycota; Pucciniomycetes; Pucciniales; Pucciniaceae. The record is from RefSeq and is a predicted model, not a curated record. The transcript is spliced from 3 exons.